AUGUUAGCUUUUGGCUACGUAUCAUGGGAAGCGUCUUUGACCAACGAGUCUGGUUUGAAGUGGACACCGAAUGACUAUGAUGCUUUGUGUACGGAAAUAAUAUCAACUCAAAAUAUGGUCAGCAAGCACUUGCCGCUUCGUGCUUUAUUGUUGAUAACUUCUGUUAGUGAUUUAGUUGUGCUUCCAUCCAAAUCUAUUAUAUUCAAUGCAUUUAAUCAAACAUUAAGUGCUGCUGGCGAAUAUCGUUGGUAUUCUAGUUAUUCUGAAUUACGAGUGGAAAUCUCCCAGGGUCUGAAUAAUCUUCCUUCUACACUGGUUAAUGAAUGGGCUGUCAAGUUUCUUUCGAUUUCUUCACCACCACGUUCUGUUCAAUCUAUAUCAGCAUUCUGUCAUGUAUUAAUCGGAGCCGGAAAACAAAAGAAUAGCCUGGCAGCAGUCACAUGGCUAGAUCAUAAACUUACUGAAUUAUUAUGGAACAAUCUUACCUUUGAUAAUUUAACCAAUGAAUUUAUUAUCGAUGAUUUAUUAACUCAAAUAGCUGCUGAUAAUCAUCAUUUAUUAUCAUCACUCUUACAAACAUUAAAAACCAUUCUAUCUAACAGCUCUGUUUCCGUGAAAAACAUGCAUCCAGCAGUCCUGCCACUAAUCAUUGCCAUUUACGGUGGGCUCCACAGGUAUAAUCAAAUGGUGGACGAAGAAACGAAAUCAGCUGUGAUGUUUUCACCACAGCACAUUCAUCGGGAUUCUUCACUUACCAUCUGCUUCGCAGACUAUUUUAUGGAUGAAAAGAAGAUUUCAGAUGACUUAAUAACAACAAUGGUAGAACAUUGUAAGAAGAUAGUUAACGGUACAACAGCGGACGAUUGCUAA
Molecule: messenger RNA, 870 nt
Organism: Didymodactylos carnosus
Lineage: Eukaryota; Metazoa; Rotifera; Eurotatoria; Philodinida; Philodinidae
Source: the annotation of a GenBank genome assembly